AUGGAGCGAUUACCCGCUGAAAUAUUGCUGAAAAUUCUCAAUGAAUUGGCGCCACGGGAUGUACUGGGCGUGGUGCGCAUGGUGUCACGGAAAUUCUAUGCUAUUGUGUCGAAAAAUCGAGACAAAUUCGGCUUCCCGAAGAUAGCCGCUUGCUUUGUGGGACUGAAGCGCUUUGACCCUGAGACCUUCAUUGUCUAUCGGACGAAGGGAAAGCAGAAAGAAUUAUUAAAUUUCGACAUUGCUUGCGAGGACCAGCGGAUAAUUAAUGCCGAGAUCGACGUGUUGAUAAUUCAAUAUCAAUUGCCGGCAACGCCAAACCUCAUCAAAUUCCUAUCAAAAAUCUACGUAAAAACCCUGCUCUACGCCUGGGAAGACCCGAAAAUUGUCUUUCGCGAUGAGUGCAAGGAAUUUUCGACGCUAUUGAGGGGGUGGCUAACGAGAAAACUUUACCCGCCCCGCUACCAUGGUGUUCUAUCCGCCGGUGUUCAUGGCGUGCAAAUAUUGUCACUACCCUCUACGCUAGCCAUCGAUUUCGACAAAACGUCGUCGAAUAGUAUACGGAUACGAAAAAUUUCCACCGAAGAAUGUAUUGAGGUAUUGCAGGUGCUGGAGGGACCGAGUUGCGUCAAUUUCACCGGCACCAUCAUUGUGGACAUCCCAAAAGCUCAGAUGGAGAAAAUAAGAAAUCGGCUGUCGCAGGAUGAGAACUGGAAAUGCGUAAACAAUACAAGUUUUUCGCGGCGGACCCCCUACGUGAAUAUUGAGGCAAGACUCCCCGCGGAUCCGGGCCUGCAUAUAGUUGUUUCAAGGCUCGGCGAUUUUCAGCAAAAUGCUUGCCCGGCCGGAAUAUUGAAUGUCGUCUCUGACUACCUAAUCUAUUCACCUAGCCGGUACUUUGCCACCAUGUUUUUCAUG
Mesorhabditis spiculigera is the source of this 915-nucleotide messenger RNA. Lineage: Eukaryota; Metazoa; Nematoda; Chromadorea; Rhabditida; Rhabditidae. The record is from the annotation of a GenBank genome assembly.